GUUUAUUUACUAUAGUUUGAAUUUUGAAUCCCAGACGGCUAGACACCAGUAUCACGCAAUCAAUUUUUGUAUUUUGUAUUUUUGUUAUUUUUUUAAUUUUAAUUUUGUAUUCCCAGUUAUUACAGAUGUAGGACAUACUGUGUUAUUAAUUGCUGUUUUUUUAUGGUCACAACUUGAAUUCUGUACCGAAAUACUUCGGUGACAGAACGAUUGAACGAAACAGCCAUCUCGGCGUGUUGAAGUCUAUAAUUCGUCGUCCAACGAAUCCGAUAACUACUGCUGAUUAUAUAAAAUUGUUAUAAUUCAAAAUGAGCAACCAAACAAGUUCAACUGAUUCAGCAUUUAAAAUGCCUAUGGCACCACAAUUUUAUCCUUCUCAAUCUGAGUCUUUACUUUUCCAAGACAUUAUAGAAGAGAAAGCUGCUGCACUUCGCAGUUUAUUAAAUGAUUUUUUGAAAGUGCAACCAUAUCGUAAAUUUGAUAUUGAAUUUAAUUCGUUUUUGAAACGUAUAAAACGCAUUAUCAUUGAAGGGCAUCGUUCUGGCUCCAAUGUUUCUCGAAUUACUAAUUCAUCACAACUUGCGCCACUUUAUGCUAGGCCAUCAGCAAGUUUCAAUAAUUAUAGGCCAUCAGCGAGUUUUAACUACAGACCACCAACAACUAUAUCAAUGGUUAGUUCUAGUGAUUAUGGCACAUUGAGAAUACCAGAAAACAAUUUUCAUCCCAUCGAACCUAGAGAACUUUCAAAUCCAUUUAAACCACCAGAUUGUCUUCAACCUAGAGUGGUAUUAUCUCGUAUUGACCAAUCUGGUCACAAUUCUCACGAGUCUCCUUCCAUAAGUGCCACAAUUAUUGAAGUUAGCCAAAAUCAUAAUGUAACUGUUAAAGAAAAAAAUACUCCUGAAAUUACUCGUAAAUCUAAAUCUUUAUCAAGAAAUGAACCACCUGCACAUAAUGCAUAUUCUGAUGUAACAUUUGAUGAGAAUAAUCAAAAUGAAAAUGUAAAUGAUGACAAUAAUUCAAUAGAAUCACUUCUCGAAGAUGUUGGAUUUAAAAUUAUUGUUGGAUUAACAGAAAAUAAUGAGACCAACAAAAAAAAUAGUGCAAGUCAACAUCAUAAUAAUAAAUCAAAUAUGUUAGGAAAUGUUGAGAGAUUUUUAUCCAUGUGGUCUUUAAAUAUGAAGCAAAUCAAAACAUCACAACAAUCUAAUAUUUCAAAACAUGUUAUAAUUUUAACUGGUAAUUUGUUGGGAGAAGAUAAGCUUACAGUUGUAGAAAAACGUCAUGAAGCUGGCAUUUUAGAAGGGCGAAAAGAAAAUAAUUUAGUUAAGACAAAAAAUGGACUAUACCGUUUAGUUGGCAAUAUCAUUGGUGGGUCACCUAAUGAAUUAUAUCAAACAUGCUUAUCCAUCAAUGGAGUUCCAAGGACAUGGAGAAAUAUUGUUAAACAACUAACUGGGACUGGAAAUAAAACAAAAAAUGUGUUUGAUUUUUCAAUUAGUUCUCCUGCUGGACCAAUUGCCAAGCCAACAAAAGCUGCUGUGAAUCUUGAUGCGAGUAUGACCAGAAAAGGAACAACUUACAGUAAAAAUAUAACUCUUGCAAAUCAUAAAAGAAAACUGUCUGAGUAUGAUGAAACUGAAAAUAAUAAAAUUAAACAUCGAAAAUUUGGUGAACAUUUACCAUUAUUACUAGCAUCCACUCCCAAAAAACCAAAAAAACAACCCACUAUGUUUGAAACUCCAAGUCAAAUUUUGAAAAACAAAUUUAGUCAAAAUAUAUGCAAUAAUUCAAACAAACAACGAAAGCUGAAUAAUGUUAAUGAUUCUAUCCAUAUAAACAAAAAAAGAAAAUCUCAAUCAAAAGAGCAGACAAGCACGUUUUUGAAGCCAAAAACCCCUGAAAAAACAAUGUUAAGUAAUAUUAACAGUACAAAAAAUGCCAAACAAAUAUCAGGAAAUUCUUCUCUGGGCAACAGAAGUAACACCAAACUAUCUAAUCAAACAUCAAUAAAUAAUUCAAAAUCGACUAACAGUAUAAACAGCAAUGCUACAAAAUCAAAAAGUAAAACACUAGAAAACUCAUCUAUGUCUAUAAGAAGUUUGAACAACUCUAAGCAACAAUCUAAAAUGAAAACGUCCAUAAACUCCACCAAUCACAGUGUGGACAAAUCUAAAGAAAAUGUUAAAGCCAUAAAGCAAACAACACCAAAAAUACAAAAAGACAAAACAGGUACAAAACAUGUAAAAAUUGUGAAAGAAGUUAAAAAAAAAAAAGUAUCAGCGUCAGGAGUUGCUCUUACUAAAAUCAAUAAAAAAAGUGUUAAGACAAUCAAACCUAAGGCAAAAAUAUGUGAUGAUAGUUUGAACAACUCAGACACACAUCAAAAAUUAAAAGAAAAUAAAUCUAAAACAAAAGAAGUGCAUUGCCCCAAUGGCUCAUCAACAGAAUCCGACCUUUUUGAUUGCAUAGAUCAUGAUGAUUAUGGUAAUAUAAGUGAUUAUAAUGUUAUGGCAUCACCAAGCAAAUUAAGUGUAGUAUCAGGUAAUGACAAAUCCAGAAGUGUGACGCCUCCAUUAUUUAAUUAUCAAUGGAGUUCAACUGCCAAGUCAUUAGUUGCUAGUGAACCACCAACCCCACUAAGUAAAUCAGUUGAGGCCAAAGCAUUAAAGCGUGUCAAAGCACCAAAAAUUACUCUAGAAGAUGAAAUUAAGUAUAACAAAAAGAAAAAUAGCAAACGAUCCAUUGAUUUCAAAACAGUCUCUAAUAAAAUAAACAAAAUGUUAGAAUUUGGUGAUGGAUAUGAUGAAGAUUAAUCAAUAUUUUUUGUUUUUUUGAUGACAUGUCUUAUUUUUUUAAUAAUUGAUUUUCCUUAUCCUUUAACAUCUUAGUUAAAAUAAUAUGUAUAUGCUUGUUGUUAAAUUUUUAAUUAUUAUUUAAAAAUAUAAUAUGAUUGAAAUACAACAUAAUUUAUUAUGAAUUACUA
Messenger RNA from Rhopalosiphum padi (bird cherry-oat aphid), 2986 nucleotides. Its product is annotated as nucleomorphin-like. The coding region runs from base 309 to 2816 and encodes 835 amino acids. The record is from RefSeq and is a predicted model, not a curated record. NCBI's taxonomy places the organism in Eukaryota, Metazoa, Arthropoda, Insecta, Hemiptera, Aphididae. The transcript is spliced from 4 exons.